Messenger RNA from Kuraishia capsulata CBS 1993, 1149 nucleotides. RefSeq lists its product as uncharacterized. NCBI's taxonomy places the organism in Eukaryota, Fungi, Ascomycota, Pichiomycetes, Pichiales, Pichiaceae. Gene Ontology annotation, cellular component: plasma membrane. Bases 1 to 1149 code for a protein of 382 amino acids. The transcript has a single exon. The record is from RefSeq and is a predicted model, not a curated record. Gene Ontology annotation, biological process: transmembrane transport; sulfite transmembrane transport. Gene Ontology annotation, molecular function: sulfite transmembrane transporter activity.
AUGUCAAUUAGCAGUACACAUCCCAAAGAGCCUUCACUUGGACCAGACCUCGAAGGCAGAAGACACGAAAAGCCUCUUCACAACACGUUUCACGAAUUGUAUGUCAAUGAAUUUCAUCCAAUAUGGAAUGUUGCGUUCAUGGCCACCGGUAUUACAGCGUGCAUAUUGUACAAUUUUCCUUAUCCUGCGGAAUGGCUACGGAUAUGCGGUUACAUAAUGUGGGGAAUCUCAUUACUGCUUUUUUUCAUCGUGACCAUCCUCACACCCUGGAGACUUUGGAAAGAACCAGAUUGGCCGCUACUCACAGAUCCGAGCCUGAACGUGUUCCUCGGGCCUUACUCCAUGGGAUUCUCUACAAUAGUGAAUAUGGUGCAUUUCAUCUCACAGGAGCAUUGGCCUAUAGGAACGUUCGUACUAUGGUGGAUUAACGUUGCUUUGGCAGUGGUCAUAAGCUGGGCAGUCAUCUUCCAAUUAUUCGCGAAAUCAAAACUGGACUAUCACACUCUGCAGGCGUCUCUAAUACUGCCAGUUUUACCUCUGAGUGUGAGUGCCUCGUCUGGUGCUCUCAUAGUGUCUAAUCUUCCCAACGCUAGGUUGAAGCUGCUGACCAUCGUGGUGAGUUUUCUGCUUUGGUCCAUUGCCGUUUUCAUUGGUUCAUGCUUCAUUGGAAUCUUCUUCUGGAAGCUUUUGACGUCCAAGCUUCCACCCAAGCCCGCAAUUUUCUCGGUGUUUGCUCCCAUCGGACUCAUUGGCCACGCUUCCUGGGGUAUCCUACUGCAAGGUAUUAAUGCCAAUGAUUAUAUCGUGGAAUACACGGAUCUGGACCAGAAAGCUGUCAUUGGGAUGGUGUUGAAAAUUAUAUCUUUUCCCAUAGGAAUUUUCUUCCUCGGAUUCGGGUUCUUCCUUACCUUUCUGGCCUUCGCAGUUUGGUUCUACCAUGGAUGGGCGCCGUUCUCCAAGAGCUGGUGGCCCAUGCCGUUCCCUAUCGGUGCAAUGUCUCUGGGUCUCAGCGAGGUUUACAGAGCAUCUGGAAUGGAGUCCUUCAGAGUUCUGGGUGCCAUCUACGGAGUCACCUGUAUUAUUUUCGUGAUUUUGUCCUUGAUUGGCUCUGCUGUAUAUGAAUUCCCCAGACGCAAGAGAUUGAUGUGA